Messenger RNA from Scleropages formosus (Asian bonytongue), 2446 nucleotides. RefSeq names its product myelin protein zero-like protein 2. The record is from RefSeq and is a predicted model, not a curated record. Lineage: Eukaryota; Metazoa; Chordata; Actinopteri; Osteoglossiformes; Osteoglossidae. Gene Ontology annotation, cellular component: plasma membrane. The coding region runs from base 462 to 1505 and encodes 347 amino acids. The transcript is spliced from 5 exons. Gene Ontology annotation, biological process: cell-cell adhesion.
UAUCUUGAUCAAGGUACUGUACUGCAACAGGAGCGGGACUCGAACCAAAGACCUCCAGACAGAGGCCAGUGGGAAGGACUGCAGUAGCUGAAGCCGUGCAUAGGCACUCUGGUGGGGGAAAAGAAGGAGGAGAAGGAGAAGGAGAAGGAGAAGGAGAAGAAGAAGGAGAAGAAGAAAACAGCGUACACGGUGUGCGGGGGUGAGCAGGUCCGACCCGACAGGGCCCUCCCACGGUAGGCGGAAGGCAGAGGCCGCGGUGGGAGGGAGUGCUCCGCGGAGCCCCGCCCGGCACCGGGGGGAGUGUUCUGGAAGAGCGCCGCUAGCAGGAUUCUCGUUCCCAACGGAUUCCCAGGCGACGAGCAGCUGUGGCUUUGAACAGCUGUUGCUGAACCCCCCAAAAAGAGCCCGUGGAGGAGCGAUCGGAGCGAUCGGAGCCCGUGGGAGUCGCGCGCUGGUCCCCGAUGUCCGCACCUGCGCUGCGCGUUCUCGCCGCCCUGGGGGGCCUCCUCCUGGCGUCAGAGGUGCUUCAGGUCAGUGGGAUAAAGGUGUUGACAGCUGGUGAAGUGGAGGCGGUCAAUGGGACGGAUGCCUGGCUGAAAUGCACCUUCGAGACCUCGGAACCCGUCUCGGAGUUGUCCGUGACCGUAUCCUGGACCUUCCGACCUCUGGGGCAAGGGAAGGAGGAGUCGGUGUUUUAUUACCACCAGAAGCCUUACCCCAUUUCGGAGGGCCGCUUCCGAAAGCGAGUAGAUUGGUCAGGGAACAUCAUGGCAAAGGACGCUUCCAUUACAAUACGGGAUGUGAAGUUUUCCUACAACGGGACCUUCAUCUGCCAGGUGAAGAACCUCCCAGAUGUCCAUGGGCUUGCGGGAGAGGUGCGCCUCAAGGUCGUCGCUUCAGCCUCCUACUCUGAGAUCAGCAUCCUGGCAGCAGCUAUAGGGGGCGGAAUCCUGCUGAUGCUCAUCAUCCUCCUCAUUGUCGUAGUGGUCAAACACCGCCGUAAGAAGCGCGAGGAGGUGGCAGAGCUUGAGUUCCAGCAGAGGGCGAGGAAGGACCCCACCAUGUGCCAUCCUGCAGAAGCUGUCUACCUUUGCAUGCCAGAGAAGACAAAGUCUGACUCUGAUGCAGUAAUCUCAGAUCCCAGCUGCAAGAACCUCAGUUUGGAGGAAGAAAAUGAGAAACUUUCUGAUGAUGCUACUGAUGGAAUGAUCUCAGCUGAAACCUUCAGGAACCCCUCUUUAGAAAAGGAAGAGGACAACCACUUUGAUGAUGCUACUGACAAAAUACUCUCGACUCCCAUCUUGGAGGAGGAAACAGAGGAACACUCUGCUGCUGAUGGAAUGAUCUCAGAUCUCAGUUCCAACAACCCCAGUUUGAUGGAAGUAAAGGAGAAGCAUGGUGGUGACACCACUAAUGGAAUAAUCUCAGACCCCAGCUCCAAGAAUCCAAGCAUAAAAGAAGGAAAGGAUGAAAAUUCUGACACCAUCUCGAUAACAAAGGAAUAAGCUGGGCCCAGUAGAAUGAAAAAUCUUUGAGGUCUUCACUGAAGAGCAAUAUUUUAGAUAUCUGUCCGUGUCUGGAACUUGGUCUUCUAGAGUGGCUGGAUGUGGCCAUGUGCAGCCCAGUGGUUAAGAAACUGGACCUGUGAUCAGACUGUUCCUUUAUCAAAUUUCAUCUGUAAAGAGAUCAUGAAAUAUAGUUUUCAAAUGUGCCAAUGGACAAUCAUUUUGUGUAAUGGUUUAUGUGAAAGAUUUUUCUAAAUCCAAGAAAACCCCAGAUCUGUGGGUCACCCCCUGUACUUCCACCAGUGCCUCUUUUCUUAGCUCACAAAGGCUGCAAGAAGCUCAUGUCUGCUCAUCCAAACUGUUAUAUCCCAGAGGUAGGUCCUCGCAAUGUGGAGCUGUGUUUUCAGCCACUGCUGCCGUUGCAGGAAAGUCCUCUGGAGACAAUGGGACGUUAAAGUGACAGAGAACUUGGCACUGAAUAAAGUAACGUUAACGUUUAACUCUUACUUUCGCAGUGUUACGACAGUUUAAACUAUUCACACUUUGUCCUGUUCAAGAUCAGUUCACGGCAUCUAUGGAAUUUGCCAUCUAUGGAGCAUCCCUUCUUAACAUAAGAAAGAUGACUGAGACCCAACUGGUUUCUGUAGGUCUCUGACUGAUGCGAAAUUCAUGGUAUUCAUGCACAGUGAUUGCACUAUAAUGCACGUACCUGUAACUCAGCAAUGGGAAUAUUGUUUUAACUGCAGCAAGAUCUGAAAACCAGUCACUGAGCAAAUGUGCCUGAACAUCUCUAUCUGAUGCCCUAUUGAAACCACUAAACAUGUACUAUACUAAUGACAGUUUCCUGAAUUCAAUGUUAAAAAUGCGCCUACGUUUGUCGAAGCAGCGCUGGUUCCGUUUUGAAAUUUCAUGAUUAUAUUUUAUAUUGCUAUUGCAGAUUU